Toxotes jaculatrix (banded archerfish) is the source of this 1852-nucleotide messenger RNA. RefSeq names its product RNA polymerase I subunit E (gene polr1e). Gene Ontology annotation, biological process: nucleolar large rRNA transcription by RNA polymerase I; transcription elongation by RNA polymerase I; RNA polymerase I preinitiation complex assembly. Gene Ontology annotation, cellular component: RNA polymerase I complex. Bases 31 to 1293 code for a protein of 420 amino acids. The record is from RefSeq and is a predicted model, not a curated record. The transcript has 12 exons. Gene Ontology annotation, molecular function: DNA binding. NCBI's taxonomy places the organism in Eukaryota, Metazoa, Chordata, Actinopteri, Toxotidae.
GAGCGAACUUCUUGCGUCACCUGGAAACACAUGACAACAACUAUGGCUGCCUCCUGCUCGCUAGCGUUUUGUGGAGAGGAUAGAGAUGACGACAAAGCUGUUAUCGUCCGCUUUUCAAACGGCAGCGUCAGAAAUGAAGACAAACUGGAUUUCACGAUGUACAAGAGCGUGGAUGAGAAUAACCCCAGAAAAAAGAGCAGACGGAUAGUGGUUGCUGAAUCAAACAGACUGUCCUAUGUUGGAAAUAAUUUUGGACCAGGGUCUCUGAAAUGCAACAACCUUUGCAAAUAUUAUCUUGGGGUGUUAAACAAACAGACCAUGCAAAUGGAGGUGCACAACGCUCAGGUCUUCAACAUGCAACCUGUCAUACCAGGAGAGAUAACAGAUGCUGCAAAAGCCCAGGAUGUUACUCAGACCUACAGAGACAAGGUUGACUCUUUGAUUGAGGCGUUUGGCACCAACAAACAGAAGAGAGCUUUGAGCUCCCGCAGGCUCAAUCAGGUGGGCAGUGACACACUGCACCAAGCGGUGGCUAAGGCUGCCAGCACUGUGAUCGACCAGAAGGGUCUGGAAGCUCUACAACAGGAAGUUGCUGAGACAGAGUCCCAAGGAGAGCUGGCUCUCCACCUGCCUCCCUGUAAUGCAGACGCAGACAGACCUGAGAACGUCUACCUAUUUGAUGAUCUCCUGAGUCCAGUGGAGUUUGGUGCUUUGGAGCAGGCUGGUUCCAAGAUGGCAGCACUCACCCCUGAAGAGCUGAAGAAGAUGACAGAUGAUGGAGGAUGGCUGUGUAUUGUGAAGCACCUAGAGAAUAUGCCAGAUGUAGGUGAAGCCAGAGAUAAAGUGGCACGCUGCACCUUUUACCUUUCUCUGCUGCUCAAACUGGCACGGCAGAAGAGUGUCACCCGCAAGUUCGCUCAGGAGGAAGGCUGUCCACGGAUCCUUCAGAACAAACUGCUCCGAACAUUCACUGUGGAGACUUUCAGCAAUGGCAGGGUCCUGAACUUGGUGUCAACAUCAAUGCGCACCAAAUUAGCAGCUUACUCCCUGGCCCUGCUGCUGCAUAUGGGUCACAUGACUGCUGACCUCACAUUACUGCAUCGUGACCUGGGAAUCACUGAGGCAAGGAUGAUUGAAGUUGCAAAGUCAAUGGGACUGACCCUAAUUAGACCAGCCCGGGGGAAGACUAAUGAGGCUGGAUUGCAAGACGAACACAGGCAGGCGUCUCUUGCUUUACCUCUGGUCAAAUACGAUCAAUUCCUGGAGAGAAGGAAACGCAAGAAAAUGCACUGAAGAUCAUAACAAGAAAAGGCAAGAACUGGAUAAAGAGAGAAGACUAUAAGAAUUUGAAAUACAACAAACAAGAACUGUUUAAUGCUUUUUGUAGACAAAUAAAACGGUGAACUUUGAGUUAUACAUGAUAUUGUUAGUAAAUGUUGACUGUGCAUGAUACAAAAAAAGCUGAGUAAUGAGCUGUAAACAAAUCCUAGAUGACAGAAAACAUAUAGCUUAGACAGGUAAAACGUAUAGGCACAUUUGUAGACAUCACAUAUUGCACACUGAACAUGUCUUUCCUUCUGUAACUGGCCAUCACCAGGUGAGUCUGUGCUGUUGAUAAAUCUGGAAUAGCUUGUCUGGAUAACUUGCCCUCCUCUGAAUUUCAUGUAGUCAAAGCUGAAGGGCAUCACAUUUUAAAAACCACAGGGCAUGAAUCAAAAACACAGACUCACCAGGAAACAGAACAGCUCUGUGCAAGAGGCAGAAGCUCAAGUCUGGCUUUGUGUUUUUUUUCUUGUUUUCUUUUUUGCAUAUACACACUAUGACAACUCCUUCCCUAGCUACAAUCACUGAU